Labrus bergylta (ballan wrasse) is the source of this 1944-nucleotide messenger RNA. RefSeq lists its product as uncharacterized. The record is from RefSeq and is a predicted model, not a curated record. Lineage: Eukaryota; Metazoa; Chordata; Actinopteri; Labriformes; Labridae. Gene Ontology annotation, cellular component: cytosol. Gene Ontology annotation, molecular function: protein-folding chaperone binding.
GGAGAGCUCAGGCAAGACGGACGAAGAGCCCGGCGCAAUAUAGCAAAGAGAUUUCAGCACCAAGCGCGACUGGACAGCGACACUUAGCCCAAAACUAAACAACAAACUUGAACUUGAAGCAGCAAACAUGGUUCUCAUCUGGACUCAGUUCGGUGUCAAGCACAAAAAUGUCAAUGUCAAGUGCAAAGUGCGAGUUAUGCAUCGAGGUGACAGCUCGGGAUCUUCUUCAUCAGCGGAAGGUACCAAGUCAGAGCAGGACACGCCCUGCCUGUCAAUAAAACCAACAGGCAAAGACUUCUACAAAGUCCUGGGCGUCUCCCCUGAUUCCAACGAAGAUGAGAUCAAGAAGGCCUACAGGAAGAUGGCCCUCAAGUUCCACCCCGACAAGAACAGCGACGCCGACGCAGAGGACAAGUUCAAAGAGAUUGCAGAGGCCUAUGAGAUCCUCACUGACCCCAAGAAGAGAAGCAUCUAUGACCAGUUUGGAGAAGAAGGCCUUAAAAGCAGGAUGUCAAUGUCAGGCCAAAGCAACGUUUUCCGCAAUAACUUCCAUGGUGACCCCCAUGCCACCUUCUCCUCCUUCUUCCACGGCUCCGACCACUUUGACAUCUUCUUCGGCCCAGACGGUGAGGGCGAGGACGAGCUCUUCAACCCCUUCAGACGCUUCACCUUCACCCACGUGGGCGGGUCCGCCGGCUGUGAGGGCGGCCUAAGAAGAGGCCAGCGGCGGCUGCAGGGGAAAGAGAUGGUCCAUGACCUGCUGGUGACCCUGGAGGAGGUGAUGCAGGGCUGCACCAAACAUGUGAAGAUCAACCGGCGCCGCCUCAACCCGGAUGGGCGUAGCAUGCGAUCUGAAGACAAGGUGCUGAACGUGGUGGUGAAGAAAGGCUGGAAGGCGGGGACCAAGAUCACAUUCCCCAGGGAGGGAGACGAGACGCCAAACAGCACCCCAGCAGACAUCACCUUCAUCCUCAGGGACAAGGAGCACACACAGUACAAGAGGGAGGGCUCCAACAUUGUCUUCACCGCAAAGAUCACCCUCAAAGAGGCUCUCUGCGGCUGCACAGUUAACGUCCCAACAAUCGACAACCGAAUGAUGCCUCUUCCAUGCAGCGAUGUGAUCAAACCCGGUGCUGUACGGCGACUCAGGGGGGAAGGUCUACCCCUGCCCAAGAGCCCUUCCCAGCGAGGCGACUUGGUGGUGGAGUUCCAGGUGCUCUUUCCUGACAGGAUCCCACCACAGUCCCGUGAGAUCAUCAAGCACAGCCUAGGCCAGUGCUAGCCCGCUUUAUCUACUAAUGCAGCUUCACCAUGCGUGUAUGUUGUUAUCAAUUUACAAACACAGCCUUGCCCAAGGUGCUAAAAUCACAACCACUCACAACCUCUUAUUGUGUUUGGAUAAGGCAGGCAGCGCUUUGGUGAGUUGUAGCUUAUAUAGGUGGUGACUCUCAGCAGGCACGAUGCACAACUACUACGAUGCCAAACGAGAGGACAGAGGUCAGAUCAAUGAAUGGGGUCUUUGGUAUCUGAGGGCGUCCAUUGACUCUACAGCCUUUCACUUGAAUGAAAAGCUUACAUGUACUGUUAUACUUGCAACCCUAUAGCAGGAUAUCAGUGUGCUAUUCAAGUCUGUAUAGACUUCCUUAAACCUGAACGGUAUAAAAAAAUGUGAAAAAAAACCCUUUUUAUUAUAUAUAGUUAUAUGGUGUUCAUAUGACUGAUCUUUUGCAUUGAUUUAUUACAAUAGCAAAAUGUACUUGUGUGCAAAGACCUACUUUGUGUACAAAAUGCAAACAAAUUGUCUCUAAGAGAGAUUCAUCUGUCAAAUGUUCUAUUGAAUUAUUUGAAAUGUUUGUAUAUACUCUGCAGCAUUGAUGUGCUAUUAUUACUACCUGAUAGAGACAUGUUUGAAAGCAUGGAAAUAAAGAAAAAAAUGAAAUUUAA